This is a messenger RNA of Poecile atricapillus (Black-capped chickadee), 1055 nucleotides long. Its product is annotated as zinc finger protein 391-like. The record is from RefSeq and is a predicted model, not a curated record. Gene Ontology annotation, molecular function: DNA-binding transcription factor activity, RNA polymerase II-specific; RNA polymerase II cis-regulatory region sequence-specific DNA binding. NCBI's taxonomy places the organism in Eukaryota, Metazoa, Chordata, Aves, Passeriformes, Paridae. Gene Ontology annotation, biological process: regulation of transcription by RNA polymerase II. The transcript is spliced from 2 exons. The coding region runs from base 29 to 760 and encodes 243 amino acids.
UCAGAAUGGAUCAAGAGGCCCCUCAGGAAUGGCCUCCUCUGGAUCCAGAGCCACCCUGGAUGUUCCCAAGGGCUGCAGUGUGGAUUUUUCAUUCCCAAGGCGUGGCCAGAUGGAGGAAGAGGAAAAGCCCCAGAGAUCAGACACGAAGGGGGCCUGCAAACCCAGCCCAGGGAAGGAGGAAAGACCCUCCCUGUCCCACGAAGGUGGCCAGAGAUCCAGCCAGAGCUCAGAGCUGGUGGAGAAGCCUCAGGGCGAGGAGAAGCCCCACAAGUGCUUGGAAUGUGGGAAGGGCUUCAGCCGGAGCUCCCAUCUGAGGGAACACAAGAACAUUCAUGCGGGGGAACGGCCCUAUGAGUGUGGGGAAUGUGGGAAAGGCUUCAGCCAGAGCUCCCACCUGAGCCAGCACCAGAAGAUCCACACUGGGGAGAAGCCCUAUGAGUGUGGAGAAUGUGGGAAGGGCUUUGUGCGGAGCUCCCAGUUGAGGGAACACCAGAGGAUCCACACUGGAGAAAAGCCCUACCAGUGUGGGAAAUGUGGGAAGAGCUUCAGCUGGAGCUCCAGCCUGAUCCAGCACCAGGUGAUCCAUACUGGGAAACAAGCCUAUGAGUGCUUGGAAUGUGGAAAGAGCUUUGGGUGGAGCUCUGCCCUGAGAAACCACCAGCUCAUCCACUCUGGGGAGAAGGCCUACGAGUGUCCGGAGUGUGGGAAGAGGUUCUCCAGGAGCUCUAACUUGACCCAACACCUACGGAGGCACCGGUAAGGGAAGCCUUGCGAGUGCCCCGAGUGCAGGAAGCACUUCAUUCGCUGCUGUAUCUGCAUCCCCCAUGGGAGGAUCAGUGUUGGAUGAUCCCCAGUGACCCCUAUUGGGCAGAGCCUUGGUGAUCCCUGUUCUGGGUGAUCCGCGUUGAGUGGGAGGAAAGUGUUGAAGAGAUUUCUUUCCCUUUUCCUUGUGCUGCUGUGAUUUGUUUGGUAAUAAAUUUGCUCCCUGUGCCCAGGCUGGGUCUGUCUGGCCAUGCCGGUGCUCAGGGUAGGAUCUCUCCUGGUCCUUCUCUCAA